Molecule: messenger RNA, 484 nt
Organism: Funneliformis mosseae
Lineage: Eukaryota; Fungi; Glomeromycota; Glomeromycetes; Glomerales; Glomeraceae
Source: the annotation of a GenBank genome assembly
AUGAAAGUUGCGUCAAGUGUGAAAGCAAUAUUUCGAGAGUAUCUUGAGACCGUUAUUGAUAAGGAUCUCAGAUUGAAAGAGACAAAGAAGUCUUUAAUAAGAUUAUUUACAAAGUCUUUUGAGAAUCCCGCUGAUCAGGAAAAAUUCGACAGGAUGCAGAUUGUCUUUUUGCAAUUAAUGGAAAGUAUACCCGUUAAUCCUUUAAAUGAUCUUAUCAGCGAGGGCACUCUGACCGCUAACAUAAUCAGCCCAAUAUUAUAUCCUUCUCGGGCAAAACAACCCGAUAUGAUCGGUAAUAUUAUUAAUAAUAACAAAUGCAAAUACGAAGUAAUGUUUGGAGAAAUUACUGGAGAAGGAAAAAAUAACAACGCAAAGAAAAAUAGUCUGGAUCUUCUAAGGCUUGGUAUAUUUAUGAAAGAUUCACUCAAUUGUCUCAUCAAAAAUACAGGAGAAAAUCGUAUUGUGUUUGCGUGGCAGAUAAUUG